This is a messenger RNA of Leptomonas pyrrhocoris, 2030 nucleotides long. RefSeq lists its product as hypothetical. NCBI's taxonomy places the organism in Eukaryota, Euglenozoa, Kinetoplastea, Trypanosomatida, Trypanosomatidae. The record is from RefSeq and is a predicted model, not a curated record. Gene Ontology annotation, biological process: ribosomal large subunit assembly. Gene Ontology annotation, molecular function: protein binding. The transcript has a single exon. Bases 291 to 2030 code for a protein of 579 amino acids. Gene Ontology annotation, cellular component: nucleolus.
AGCACGGAUUGUAUUCUGUGGUACCUGUUCUUCUGGUACGUCUCUCCUGCUAUCACAGUUUGUGUGAUCGACACUCACACACUCACACACACACACACACCGUCUCGCACUUCAAUUCGUGCUCGAGGUAGAGUAAAAGAACAAGCGGAAGAAGGAAGCUCUAGUGUCCCCCCUUUUUUUUUGCAGUGCUGCGCCUCUUCCUUUUUGUUUUCUUUUCUCUUGUUCAUAACGAAACAGGAUUCAUCAGCAAGAGCCAUCUAGCUUGUCCUUGUACUCUACAAAGAAGAGACAUGGGAGCGGGCGGUAGUUCCAACCGAAAGAUCGGCACAGGUGACGCGGCGCAUGGCAACCAUAGCGCCGCCGCCGCCUCCGCCGCCGGUGCGAGGAAGGAAUCAGCGUCGGAAGCCGCCGCCGCCGCAGUGGCAGCAGACUCCCCGGUGAAGCGGGGUGCCGCCCUUCGCGUCAUUGAGCGGCACCUCAAACCCGGCGAGACACUUUCCGGUGGGGUGGGUGGUGUAGUGGAGGGCGUCAACGACUCUCGCGGCGAUGCCGCCGGGGGAGUCCCGCCACCCCCGCCGGAAGCGAAUGCGGAGGGCACGCUCUUCGGCUGGUUCGUGGAGGACCUCGAUCGGCCGGGGACGUGGGAGCCGUACAACAAGGAGUCGGCCGAUCGCUUAGAGGACGCCUUUCUGCACCUGCGAGACACAUGCGCCGUGGUGAUGAAGAAGCGGACCUACACGGUGAGCUUGACCAAGAUGCAGCAGCUGUCGUCUGUCGGCGGCGCCGUGACCGCAGCGAUCAGCGGUGCUGCGAGUCGCACCCGUGAAGUGAAGCGAGUGCCGGUGGUGCAGUACGCCGAUCCCGUCACAGGCGAGAUGAAAGUGAAGGAAGCUUCGCUGAACAUGGUGGACCCCUUCGCGGAGGACGAGGAGGAGCAGGAAGGCAGUGGUCUCGACGCAGGUCAAGCGAUCGCGCAAGGCGCCGGCGACACCGUCGGCUUCGCUGCCGCCGCCGCCUCUCCGGUUCCGCUGUACGAAGGCAGCGCCCCGGUUUGGGGCCGACUGCCGCACCUCAUUCGCACCGUUAUCCCGCACACCGCGCCAAUUUAUACAAUGGAGAUGACCUCGAAUUUGGAGCUGCUGUGUCCGGAGGCCCGCGCCGUCGCGGAGCCGGCUGGUGGGGCGCUGGUUCUGUCCAGUGGGAAGGAUCGUCAGCUACUGGAAUGGAGUCUCGACACGGCACGUGUGGUGACCACGUACGAGCUGCCCCAGAUCACCGACAAGCACUCCGUGCUCACCGCCACGUACUCCGUGACCGGGAAGUGGAUGAUUGCCGGGCUCGACGACCGGACCGCGCGUUUGUACGCCAUCGGCAACCCAAACGAGAUCCACCAGCUGAAGGGGCACACGCACAAGGUCUACGGAGCGGGAAUUCUCGCAGGCGAUCUGCAGGCCGUCACGGCGAGCAUGGACUGUCGGGUGAAGGUGUGGGACAUCCCGACCGGCAUGUGCGUGCACACCUUCAUCCCGCACAAGUCCCACAUUUUCGCCCUGCGGCCACACCCGGUCGACGCGAACUUCGCCCUGACGGCGGGCGAGGACCGCAACGUCUGUCUGCACGACUUUCGGCAGGGAAACUCUGUCGUUGGCAUUUUUACCGGUCACGAUCGCACUGUGUGGGACUUGGACUGGAAUCCAGUGGAUGGCACCUUCGCCUCCUGCGGCAUGGACAGCACCGUCCGCAUCUACGACCCCCGCGCGAGCACCACCGCCAUGACGACGCUGCACAGUCACACACGAGCGGUGCACAGCCUCAAGUACACGCCGGCGGGUCGAGGUCUGCUGACGUGCAGUAAGGACUUUCUUGUAAACUUGACCGGCACAAAUGACUGGCGCGUGCGGUGGGAGGCGAAAGCGCACGCCACGACCGUCUUUCGCGUGCGCUACCACGCCGAAAAGGAGGUGAUGCUGACGGCUGCCUCCGACUCGAGUGUGAACGUGUGGAGUUGGAAAGCGGUGAAUCAACUGUAA